GCCACACCUCCACCACUACUGCCAGGGCCGGCGAGCCAGCCAAGGGAUAAGAAAGGCAAAACAGAGUGAACAGGAGACGGAUUGAAUUCACAGUUCCUGCUCGUCGUCGGUCCCUUCGCUUCCACCAGACCACCGUCUCCUUGUGUACGUCCUCCCAUCCACACCGCGUUUGAACGAGUGAAACCACCAAUUGAAAGAGGGGAUCAAGAGAGUGAGCAGGGGAAACAGUAGGAAAAAGAGGGGGAGCUGCAGCUCCCGCCACUGUGGAGUGGACUAGUAGUUGUAGUUGCAGUGCUGCUACUGCAUUGUUGGGCACCAGCGGCGGCGGCUGUGCUGUGAACUGAUCUCACGAGAGAGAACAAGAACCGGUUCCCUCUUCCGCCCGUGGCCGGUACAAAUACCCCGUGUCCCGGCGCAUCCCCUUCUCCAGCUAGCUCGGCUCUCGGCUAGUAUCCUUGCAAGGUGCCGCUAUAUAAAAGCGAGCAGCUCGGACCUACCCGCACCAAAAGGACCCAGGCCAGCCGAGCCUCGGGAGCUCGCUCGUUUGUGCGCAUCGCCCAGCUCUCGUUCGUCCUCCUUGCCGCCGCCAUAUGAGCUAGCGCGCGGGCGCCGGGAGGUGAGAGGGAUAUAUAGGCCAGGGAAGGAAGGAUCGGCGAGGUCCGCCGGAGGCAUGGCUAUGGAGACCAUCAAGUGCUGCAUCGCGUGCAUCCUGCCGUGCGGGGCGCUGGACGUGGUGCGGAUCGUGCACUCCAACGGCCGGGUGGAGGAGAUCAGCGGGGGGCCCGUGCUGGCCGGGGAGAUCAUGAAGGCAUACCCCAAGCACGUCCUCAGGAAGCCGCCGUCCACGUGCCCGGCCGACGGCGGCGGCGGCAUCGUCGUGCAGAAGCCCGUCAUCCUGCCGCCCAAUGCAGAGCUGCAGAAGGGCAAGAUCUACUUCCUCAUGCCGGUCAUGGCCGCCCCGGCAACAGACAAGGCUCCGGCGCCGGCGCCGGCUCCCGAGAAGAGCGCACCGCAAGGGGCGCCCGCCCCCCAUGCCCAUGCCUCGGCGGCGGCGGCGGCUAGGAGGCGGCGGAGGAGGAGGGACCACGCCACCGCGCGGGAGGGAGCGCCGGCCUGCAGCGCCGCGUCCGCAGCCCGACCGGCAGCGGCGGGCGGCGGCGCGGAGGGCGAGAAGGAGCGGCUGCUGGCCAACGAGAGGUACCUGUCGGAGAUCAUGAAGGAGAAGGCGUCCACGGCGAGGGACCGGCGGCGGGGGCGCGUCGCCGUGUGGCGGCCGCACCUGGAGAGCAUCACCGAGGAUGACUUGUAAUCAAGCAAGGUGUCUUGUUUCCCUUUUUUCCUCCAUUUCUUUUGGUUUUCAUUGCUACCGGAGCAGUAGUGGUAGUUCUCCUGGCUUUCUCUUUUGUUAAUUCCUCCUGCUUUGGCCGCCCUCUGGCCUUUAUUUUUUUGCCAUCUUUUCCCCGGCCCGCGCCUCCUUUAGAGCGCCACCAUCAUCGUCCUCAUCUCCCCUGUUCACCUCCUUUACAAAGGUGAAUCAUGUCUUUGUGAAGAAAAAGAUACAAUUUUUGCUAUGCUCCUCCUCCUCUUUA
Molecule: messenger RNA, 1589 nt
Organism: Panicum hallii
Lineage: Eukaryota; Viridiplantae; Streptophyta; Magnoliopsida; Poales; Poaceae
Product: NADH-quinone oxidoreductase subunit I 2
Exons: 1
Coding region: 671-1309 (212 amino acids)
Source: RefSeq, a predicted model, not a curated record